Rhodamnia argentea is the source of this 925-nucleotide messenger RNA. Its product is annotated as cysteine-rich repeat secretory protein 38-like. The coding region runs from base 18 to 764 and encodes 248 amino acids. Lineage: Eukaryota; Viridiplantae; Streptophyta; Magnoliopsida; Myrtales; Myrtaceae. The transcript has a single exon. The record is from RefSeq and is a predicted model, not a curated record.
UUCACCUCACAGAACACAUGCAUCUAAUCUCAAGUAACAAUAUGUCUUCGGCCCGCUUUGUCUUGCUCUCGCUUUGUUCCGCCCUCCUCCUCCAGGCCACCCACGGCGCCGACCCUCUCUUCCACUUCUGCUCCACCCCCGAGAACUUCACUGCGGACAGCCCCUACGAAUCGAACCUCAACAAGCUCACUGGCUUCCUCUAUGCCAAGACGUCUUCCUCGGGCUUUGGCCUUGGCUCCAUUGGCCAGUACCAAGACCAAGUCUACGGCCUCACAUUGUGCCGAGGCGACGCAUCGCCCACAGACUGCAAGGCCUGCAUGGCGGACGCUGGCGCCGAGAUCCGCCGCUGCUGCCCUCGCAACAAGGGUGCGAUAAUAUGGUACGACAAGUGCAUGUUCAAGUACCUCGAUGCCGACUUCUUCGGCCAGAUCGACAAUGCCAACAAGUUCUACAUGUGGAACCUGAACAACGUGAGCGACCCUAAGGCGUUCAACAGCAAAGUAAGGGGGCUGCUGACCGGGCUGUUCGAGGAGGCCUACACGGUGCCGAAGAUGUUUGCGACCGGAGAGGUGGGACUGGAGGGUAAGACGAAGCUGUACGGAUCGGUGCAAUGUACGAGGGAUCUGUCGUCGACUGAGUGCAAGGAGUGUCUGGAGGGCGCGAUCGGCGAGCUUCCCAGCUGUUGCGACGGGAAGGAAGGUGGGCGAGUGAUUGGCGGGAGCUGCAACUUUAGAUACGAGAUUUACCCUUUUGUCAAUGUUUAAGAGCCCUAGCUCAAGGACCUAAGUGUAGUUUAGUUAUUCCUAACUAGGGGGUUCCUAGCAUAUGAUACGGUAAAUAAACUGAAGGCGAGUGUGGGAAUUUACCUGAAACUCUUUUAUCAUUUGAAUGGUUUAUAUAGGUAGUUUGCAAAUAGAAAUUUAAU